Messenger RNA from Odocoileus virginianus texanus, 1386 nucleotides. RefSeq names its product spermatogenesis associated 24 (gene SPATA24). NCBI's taxonomy places the organism in Eukaryota, Metazoa, Chordata, Mammalia, Artiodactyla, Cervidae. Gene Ontology annotation, cellular component: nucleus; cytoplasm. Gene Ontology annotation, molecular function: DNA binding. The record is from RefSeq and is a predicted model, not a curated record.
CCACAUUGCCAAUGGCGUCAUCCGGAGGAGGCGGGGCCCCGAUAUGUUCUGGCUGGUGGGGGGAUUAGAGCCAAAAAGGGACUGUGUCUCAGGAACAUUUACCCGGAAAUUUUAGAGAAAACCAAGUUGUUUUCUACUCUCUUUGCCUGGUUGUCCAGGGCCUGGUAGAUAUGGCAGCCUAUUCACUGAGCUUCAGUUUCCCCAUUUCUAAUUGGAGAUGACUUCACUGUGUACAGAGUAACUAUAACAUCAUCCCUAUUGUGGAGUCCCCUCCCCAUGCUGAGUGCUGUAAGCUAUUCACAUGUUGACUUAAGGGCUUUCAGCCCCUUUAUGUCCUUUGCUUUUGCCUUGUCAAUCAAAUGCAAAGCUGGGACAAAGCACUGGAGCCACAAAUUUCCUGAACAUGUAUGGUAAAAUCAUGGCCAAGUGGGAUAUAUGAUUUUUCUGUUUGUUUUUUAUCUUGAUAAAGAGAUGAUUCUCCAGGAUGAAAAUUUUGUCAGUAAAGAAGAGUUCCAGGCAGUGGAGAAAAAGCUGGUGGAAGAGAAAGCAGCCCAUGCCAAGACCAAGGUUCUUCUGGCCAAGGAAGAGGAGAAGUUGCAGUUUGCCCUCGGAGAGGUAGAGGUGCUGUCUAAACAGCUGGAGAAAGAGAAGCUGGCCUUUGAAAAGGCGCUCUCCAGUGUCAAGAGCAGAGCCCUACAGGAGUCCAGCAAGAAGGACCAGCUCAUCACCAAGUGCAAUGAAAUUGAGUCUCACAUUAUAAAGCAAGAAGAUAUACUUAAUGGCAAAGAGAAUGAGAUUAAGGAGUUGCAGCAAGUUAUCAGCCAGCAGAAAGAGAUCUUCAGGAAUCACAUGUCUGACUUCCGGAUCCAGAAGCAGCAAGAGAACUACAUGGCCCAAGUGCUGGACCAGAAGCAUAAGAAAGCCUCGGGGACACGUCAGGCCCAGAGCCGCCAGCGUCCCAGGGAAAAAUAAAAUGGUUGCCGCCUUCCUGUUAUCUGGCUGUAAUGCCCAACCUCUGCCUUCUCUGCUCUGGAGGUCCCCAUCCUGACCCUUCCUGUCCCUGUGGGUACUUCCCUCAGGCCUCACAGUGGCCUGGACACCAGGGAAGAGGCAGGGUAAAAGGCAAGACACCCCUUCCUUCCUCCCUGCCUGCCUUUUGAACCCCCACCUGCCGGGCCAUUCCUGUGCUCAGAAGUCUGAGGAUGCACCUCGACGAGUCUCCAGACCCUGCUACUCCCCUUGCUUCCUCCCUUGGGUGAUAGUGGGGACUCUGGGGGUACGGGUUGUAGCCUAGAGAAGGACUACUUGGUUGUCUAGUAGGCACUAUCCCUUCUUACUCUUGGUAUUAAAUUCUUUCCUAUAUAAACAGCCCUGGUUACCCCAGCA